Molecule: messenger RNA, 348 nt
Organism: Apiotrichum porosum
Lineage: Eukaryota; Fungi; Basidiomycota; Tremellomycetes; Trichosporonales; Trichosporonaceae
Exons: 2
Coding region: 1-348 (115 amino acids)
Source: RefSeq, a predicted model, not a curated record
AUGCCAGUCACAUUCGCGCCCGCUCCCGAGCACCAGCGCCGCCUGUCGGCAUCUUCCCCGUUCCCCGGCCGCAUCAUGACCAGCCUGGUCCCAAGCGACCCCCGGUACACAAGCACAAGCACGGUCCAGCUCGUCGUCCUCGCCGAGGCUCGGCGCCGCGGGUCCCGCUACAGGGCGCGUACGAGCGCGUGGACCAACUCGCCGCAAGAGGAGCGGAUGCCGCUGUACGCGGUGGACGAGGAGGAUGCGGAGCGCCAGCCGCUGCUCGGCGACGAUGGCCCGCGGCCCGAUGUCCAAUGGGCGCUCACGCUGGGGAUCACCGUGGCCAUUGCGGCGAUCACGUUUUGA